CGUCGGCCCGAGGCACUCUCGCGAGAAGAGCCGUGAAUGCCGGAAAAAUGGCGGUUCCCAGUCCCGGGGACUUGAAGGCCCCGCCGGCUACGAGCGCGGCUAAGUCCGACGAGGAGAUGGUGCUGCCGGGAUUUCCGGACGCGGACAGCUUCGUGAAGUUUGCUCUUGGAUCGGUGGUAGCAGUCACCAAAGCAUCUGGGGGCCUACCACAGUUUGGCGAUGAGUAUGAUUUUUACCGAAGUUUUCCUGGCUUUCAGGCAUUUUGUGAAACACAGGGAGACAGGUUGCUUCAGUGCAUGAGUAGGGUAAUGCAGUACCAUGGGUGUCGAAGCAACAUUAAGGACCGAAGUAAAGUGACUGAGUUGGAGGACAAGUUUGAUUUACUUGUUGACACCAAUGAUGUUAUUCUGGAAAGAGUGGGUAUUUUACUGGAUGAAGCAUCAGGCGUGAAUAAGAAUCAGCAGCCUGUGCUCCCUGCAGGAUUCCAGGUCCCCAAAACAAUAGUGUCCAGCUGGAACCGGAAGGCAGGAGAAUAUAGCAAAAAAACAAAAUCUGAAACUUUUCGGCUGCUUCAUGCGAAAAACAUCAUCCGACCGCAGCUUAAAUUCCGAGAGAAGAUUGACAAUUCCAACACGCCAUUUCUUCCUAAAAUCUUCGUCAAGCCCAAUGCUCAGAAACCCCUCCCUCAGGCUCUCUCUAAAGAAAGGCGAGAGCGCCCACAAGAUCGUCCUGAGGACUUGGAUGUCCCCCCUGCUCUGGCAGAUUUCAUCCAUCAGCAGAGAACCCAGCAGGUGGAACAGGACAUGUUUGCACAUCCAUAUCAGUAUGAACUAGAUCACUUUACUCCACCGGAUUCAGCCCUUCAAAAGCCACAACCCCAGUUAUAUAGACCUGUAGGAGAAACACCCUGCCAUUUUGUAUCGUCCCUGGAUGAACUAGUGGAACUCAACGAAAAGCUCUUGAAUUGUCAAGAAUUUGCUGUGGACUUGGAGCACCACUCUUACAGGAGCUUCCUAGGGCUGACCUGCCUGAUGCAGAUUUCCACCCGAACAGAAGACUUCAUCGUUGACACCCUGGAGCUCCGAAGUGACAUGUACAUCCUCAACGAGAGCUUCACAGACCCAGCUAUUGUUAAGGUCUUCCAUGGUGCUGACUCAGACAUAGAAUGGCUACAAAAAGACUUCGGGUUGUAUGUAGUGAACAUGUUUGACACCCAUCAGGCCGCACGCCUUCUCAAUCUGGGCAGACACUCUCUCGAUCAUCUGCUCAAGCUCUACUGCAGUGUUGACUCAAACAAGCAGUACCAGCUGGCUGAUUGGCGAAUACGACCGCUGCCCGAGGAAAUGCUCAACUAUGCCCGAGAUGACACCCAUUACUUGCUUUACAUUUAUGAUAAGCUGAGACUGGAAUUGUGGGAGCGGGGCAAUGGGCAGCCCAGUCAGCUGCAGGUGGUGUGGCAGCGCAGCCGGGACAUCUGCCUCAAGAAAUUCGUCAAACCUAUCUUCACGGAUGAGUCCUACCUGGAACUCUAUAGAAAGCAAAAGAAGCACCUCAACACACAGCAGUUGACAGCCUUUCAGCUGCUUUUUGCCUGGAGAGAUAAAACCGCUCGGAGGGAAGAUGAAAGCUACGGAUACAUACUGCCAAACCACAUGAUGCUGAAGAUAGCUGAAGAGCUGCCUAAGGAGCCUCAGGGCAUCAUAGCUUGCUGUAACCCCGUACCGCCUCUGGUGCGGCAGCAGAUCAAUGAAAUGCAUCUUCUCAUUCAGCAGGCUCGAGAGAUGCCUCUGCUUAAGUCUGAAGUUGCAGCUGGAGUGAAGAAGAGUGGACCACUGCCCAAUCCUGAGAGAUUGGAGAAUGUUCUCUUUGGACCUCAUGACUGCUCCCACGCCCCUUCCGAUGGCUAUCCUGUCACCCCAACCAACGGGCCUGUGCCAGCACAGAAACAGGCAAGCCUCUUCUGUGACGGGAGACAAAAGGAAGAGGAGGAGGCCCUGCUGGGUACCCAGUGCCUUAUCGCUACUGCCGUCAUCACGUUAUUUAACGAACCUAGUGCUGAGGAAAAUGGAAAGGGUCCAUUAACAGUUGCACAGAAAAAAGCCCAAAACAUAAUGGAGUCCUUUGAAAAUCCAUUUAGGAUGUUUCUGCCUUCACUAGAACACCACGCUCACAUUUCUCAGGCAGCAAAGUUUGAUCCGUCAUCGAAAAUCUAUGAAAUCAGCAACCGUUGGAAGCUGGCAAGCCAGGUACAGGUACUAAAAGAAACUAAAGAAAGUGCCAAGAAGAAGGCAGCUGAGCAAACAGCUGCCCGGGACCAGGCCAACGAAGAGUUCAAAGCAACAGCGGAACAGGCCAUGUCUGUCCGACAGCAGGCUGCUCUCGAAAACGCUGCCAAGAAGAGAGAGCGAACAACAAGUGACCCAAAGACCGCAGAACAGAAACAAGAGAAGAAACGACUCAAAAUUUCCAAGAAGCCAAAAGACCCAGAUCUUCCAGAAAACAAUUUUACCCCUUAUGACUACAGCAAAUCGGAUUUCAAGGCUUUUGCUGGAAACAGCAAAUCCAAACCUUCUUCCCAGUUUGAUCCAAAUAAGCAGACCCCAUCUGGCAAGAAAUGCCUUGCAGCCAAAAAAAUGAAACAGUCAAUGGGAAACAAAAGCAUGUCCUUUCCAACGGGAAAGUCAGACAGAGGUUUCAGGCACAAUUGGCCCAAGAGAUAGUGUUGGAAGAGACCCUUGGGAUCCCCCAUGGACUGGAAGCACCAAACGGUGGUGCUGGUUUUGUACAGACUCAUUUUUAAACGAUUAAAAACAAUUCUUACUGGAAGAAAGCUAGUUCCUGACUAUUCUUUUGCUGCCACCACAGCGCUGGCAGGAGAGGGCAGCUCCCAUCCUGUUGCGAUCUCCAUCUUCAGCUGUCUGUGGGUAAGUGUGCCCUCGGAGGCUACUGUGAUUCCCAAGGAAAUCCAGAAGCACCCCCAAGGAGGAAUGUGGGAGAUACCCCGUGACUCAGGAAAGGACAGUUUCUAUAAAGCAGCAAGCGCCGUGCUUGUGACUCCGUCAGAUGGGCUCAUGGGCCAUGUUACUUCCUGCACAUGCUCCAGAUCUGUGGAGGAGGCCAGGUGGUAGAAUGCCGUCCAGACGAGGAGUGGUAGGGCGCUUUAGAGCCAGCCAAGGCUCCUGGAGGGCCUGGUCUCCUGCCUGUGCCUCUCUCUCUCUCCCUCUCUCCCUCUCUCCCUCUCUCCCUCUCUCCCUCUCUCCCUCUCUCCCUCUCUCCCUCUCUCCCUCGUUCCCUCUCUCCCUCUCUCCCUCUCCCCCUCUCCUCUCUCAUUUUCUUUUUCAACUUUGUUUUUUCCCCAAUUACAAAAGUCACAACAUGUUCAUUAUAGGAAAUGAGGGGAACAGAAAUGCAAAGAAAAAAUUACAUCAUCUGUAAUCUUACCACAUGGAGGUAACUUCUAACAUUUCGGUGUAGAGGCUUUUUACUGUGUGUGUGUGUGUGUGUGUGUGUGUGUAAUUUAUAAGCUUGGAUUUCUGUUUCUCAUUUUUCACCUUGAAAGACUUUUUCUCAUUCUAAAAUUGAUUUUAAUUAAGUAGCACUAUUAAACAUUUAGGUUUUCAUUGUUCCUUUCUUAAUAACGCUGCAUUGAACUUCUUGUAUGAAUUUGUGGUUCAAUUUCUGGUUAUUUCUUUAGAAUGCCACUUGAUUUUCAUCCUGAGAUGGGCUAUUAAAUCAAGAAAACAAAAUAUUAA
Rhinolophus ferrumequinum (greater horseshoe bat) is the source of this 3752-nucleotide messenger RNA. It is a transcript of the gene EXOSC10, whose product is annotated as exosome component 10. Bases 48 to 2720 code for a protein of 890 amino acids. Gene Ontology annotation, molecular function: nucleic acid binding; nucleotide binding; 3'-5'-RNA exonuclease activity. Gene Ontology annotation, cellular component: nuclear exosome (RNase complex); nucleolus. The transcript has 25 exons. Gene Ontology annotation, biological process: nuclear polyadenylation-dependent snRNA catabolic process; nuclear polyadenylation-dependent rRNA catabolic process; nuclear polyadenylation-dependent CUT catabolic process. Lineage: Eukaryota; Metazoa; Chordata; Mammalia; Chiroptera; Rhinolophidae. The record is from RefSeq and is a predicted model, not a curated record.